AUGAAAAACAUUAUUAUUGUUAUAUUGGCUUUAAUUACUUUUCUUGGUGUACGUUCAGAUCCGUUGAAUGAGUUUAGCGGAGAUGUAGACUAUUAUGAUCUUGGUGGAAUGGGCCGAGGCAAAAAUGCUGGUUCUUGGCAACACUCUUAUGAAGGUGGAUAUGAUAUAUUUUAUUACCUUGCAAUGCAACCUUGGAGACAUUUUGUAUGGACCAGAAAAGAAGGAGAUACUUGGGUAAAGAAGAUAAUGAAUGAAGACAACAACGUCAACUCAUUCACCAAUUUGGAUUCUCAACCUUCACAGGACUUUUGUCAAAAAGAGUACGGUUAUCCCAUUCAAAAAUUUGAAAUAGAUUGGAUGGCAAACCCCACAGACACUUCACAUUUGAAAGCAGUGAAUGUAAAUGGAAUAGUGUGUUACCAGUAUACUGCAAAAAGUCCUCUUGCUUAUGUUUUGUUGAGUAAAAAACUAAAUUAUGACACACGAAAUGAACUCUAUGAU
Messenger RNA from Entamoeba invadens IP1, 501 nucleotides. RefSeq names its product Gal/galnac lectin heavy subunit. The transcript has a single exon. The record is from RefSeq and is a predicted model, not a curated record. The annotation marks the transcript as partial. Lineage: Eukaryota; Evosea; Mastigamoebida; Endamoebidae.